AUGCACGGGUAUGUGAGUCAGAAGGAGCUCAGCACUGUUGCCUACACCCAGCGGGCUUACAAGCGCGAUGUGCAGAUCAUGAUGAAAGAGCCAUCAGAAGGGACGACUCCACAACCUUCCGGCGAAUUCGCAAGCUCCAAGGACCUCUUUGGGACAAUGGCGGGGCGGGGGAGGGGGGGGUUUAGGCUUUUUUGGGGCUUAGCCAUGCUGAGGGCCUUUUAA
Messenger RNA from Symbiodinium sp. CCMP2592, 222 nucleotides. NCBI's taxonomy places the organism in Eukaryota, Dinophyceae, Suessiales, Symbiodiniaceae. The record is from the annotation of a GenBank genome assembly.